CUCACCUUUAUAUGCUUCUCCCUACUCCGUCCGCGACAGAGUAAGGUCUAUGCUCCAAAAAUCAAAUAUGGUAUGCCUCCACCGACCAACCCCCUCGACGACCCAGAUUACGAGCCACCACCCCCGGCCCUCUCUGGCAGCUUCUUCGCAUGGCUUAGCCCCGUCAUUCACGUCAAGGAGCACGAGAUGAUCAAGAAUAUUGGCAUGGACGCGACCGUCUUCCUCCGCUUUGUCCGCAUGCUGAUCUGGAUCUUUGCCGUCGUUUCAGUCUACGGUGUCGUCCUUAUCAUUCUUUACGUCCUCUACAACAGAAACCCCGAUAACAAGGUGGCGGCCGCCGACAAGCAAGGUCUCGGCAUGCUUACCUCCAUGAACGUCCAGGGCAACUUUAUCUGGGGCACAUUGGCCGUGUCGUACCUCAUUACGUUGACUGUCAUGUUCUUUGUGUGGCAGAACUGGCACGCCGUCGUUAUGCUCCGCCACCACUGGUUUCGCUCUCCGGGCUACACGAGCAAGAUCUACUCGCGCACCCUUAUGAUUACGCAGGUUCCCAAGACGUACCGCAGCGACGAGGGUCUCGUGCACCUCAUGGGCCAGCUCAAGGUGGACGGCAUCAAGAUCCGUGACGAGAUUGACUGCGCGACCAUCGGCCGCCGGUUGGGCGACUUCCCCAAGCUUGUGCACGACCACAACGAAGCCGUCCGUGAUCUCGAGCGCGCCUUGACGAAGUAUCUCAAGCACGACAAAAUGGCUGCCAAGCGCCCUACGGUCCGUAAGGGUGGCUUCAUGGGCAUCGGAGGAACCAAGCACGACGCCAUCGACUACUUUGCCAAGCAAGUCAAGUUUCUGCGCGAUAAAAUCGACGCGCGCCGCGAGGUCAUUGAUUCGCUCAUCCGCCAGGAGCGCAAGGCGCGCAAGCAGGGCAAGCCCAUGCAGCGCAUUGAAGGCGAGAACUAUGGCUUCAUCACGUUCCGCACGAUUGCAGAGGCGCACCGCAUCGCCCGUCGCCACCAGGGCAAGCUCAAAGAGCUUGGCGGUGCGAGGCUCCAUUUUGCCCCACCCCCACGCGACAUUCUCUGGGAGAAUCUAGCCAAGGAUCCCGCCGAGAUUGCGACAGCGCGAACCUUUGGCUUCGUUUGGAUCGCCGUCGUCUGCUUCCUCAACACCCUGCCCCUCACACUGGUUGCCAUUCUUGCCAACCUCGGUGCACUGUCGCAGUAUGUCGGCUUCAUUGGGGCGUGGCAGGCCGCCAGUCCAUGGUCGCUCAAUGUUGUGUCUGGUGUCCUUCCCGCGACCGUGCAGGGCGUCUUCGGCUUCCUCCUGCCCUACAUAAUCCGGCGCAUCUCCAAGAAACAGGGCGCGCCUACCCGCUCGAAGCUUGACCGCGGCGUCAUUGCUCGCUACUUCUUCUUCAUGAUCGUGUCGUCGCUCAUCGUGCUCGUCUUGCUCUCCCUCUUCUUCAACUUUAUCCUGGGCAUCAUCCAGGAUCUUACCAAUAACCGUGGUGCAGGCGGCAUUCUCAACAAUCUCAAGGAGCUCCCAUGGAACAUCCAGCGCGCAUACGUUAGCUUCAGUAAUUACUGGCUCACAUGGCUGCCGCUUCGUGGUUUCCUGCUCUUCUUUGAGCUCAUUCAGCUCAUCAAGCUGGCCAUGGUAUCAUGGCGCCGCGUCAUGUUCUCGUACACUCCACGUGACAUUCGUGACAUCACCAGGCCACCCUCGUUCGAGUACAGCAUUGUUGUGGUGAACCUUUUGUUCAUCGCUGCUGUGGGCUUGGUGUACGCGCCGCUCGCUCCUCUUGUGGCUAUUGGCGCAUUGUUUGCCUUCUGCUUCUCGCUCAUGGUGUACAAGUACCAGCUGCUGUACGUUUACAUCACCAAGGCUGAGAGCGGUGGCCGCAUGUGGAACGUCUACGUUAACCGCCUCUACGUCGGCGUCAUUCUCAUGCAGCUCCUCAUGGUGCUCACCGUGGCACUUGUCCGCCCUGGGUACUAUUGGUACCUCAUCGCUGCUGCGCCUCCUAUUCCCAUCCUGAUCGUCUUCAAGAUCUUCAUGGUCAAGACUGCCGAGGCUGAUUUCCGCUACUACCGUCCAUCCCCGCAGGAGAUCGAGAUCCAGAACCGCAAGGCAAUGACGGAGAAGCGGAUCAAGGCGUCCGACCUCGAGAAGCGCUUCCUUAACCCAUCUUUGCUUCCGGACAAGCUGUUCGGUGUCAUGGUUCACAAGAGUCAGGAGUCUCUCACCCGCCAGGUGCUGGAGCCGUACCCGUGGUUUGCCGCCAAGAAUGCCCGCGAUGGUGUGCAGAUCAAGGCUGUCCGCGAGGAGAACCUCGAGUACAACCCCGAGCGCGACGGACCGGCAGACGAGCGCCAGCAGGAAGAUUGGGAGACCAAGUCGAUCGCCUCGACAAUGGCGCUCAGCAAGAUGGACGGCAACGGCAGCGAUGCCGGCAGCCUUUACGGCGGUGUCGGUGGCGGACCGGUGGUCCUAGCACAGUCCAACGCGUCUUUCCAGCGCGUGUACAAUCCGUCGACGGACGAGCUGCUAUCUGACCCCGCCCGGUCCGACACAUACGGUAUGCCCACGGGCGCACCUCGACGGUACGGGGGAGGGCGCGACCGAGAGGACAGUGAGGCGCCUCUGCUCGUGCCAUGGUCCGGCGGCAGCGGCGGCACUCCGUACCCGCCCAGCUCGUUCCAGCGCCCGCCCUUGGCGCACCGCGGCACGAGCAGCUCGACUGAUCUGGGUGGCCGCACCUCAAAUGACAGCAUGGGCCACCACCCCCGCGGUCAGGGAAGUGGCGGUAGCGCGCGCGAUCUCUACCCUGCGCGCUCGCGGGGCAGUGUUGGCGAUGCUCUUGAACAGUAUGCGCAGGUAGCUGGCCCGCCCGGCUACCCCCAGACACAGGGAACCCGCUCUCGUUCGGGCAGCGCCGGCCACCUUCUCUACGACGAGGCCAUGUCGCGCACGACGAGCAAUGGCAGCGGCCCGGCCGACUACGGCCGGCGCCCAUCCGAGGGCAGCGUUCAGAGGUUGGACCAGUACGGCCGGCGUCCUUCAGCCGGUAGCACACACAUGUUGGACCAGUACAAUCGACCGGGAUCGGCAGGCAGCGGCCAGAUUCUCGACGCAUACAACCGCCCCGGCUCGGCAGGUAGCAAUCGCAUGCUGGACUCUUACGGACGCCCUUCGCAGGCGCCCCCGUACGGGCAGCCGCGGGGUGGGUAUGGGUACUAGAUCUAGACUUUCCGAUGUCGUGUGUUGAGCUGUGGGUGAAGGACAUGCAUGCUUGUACAGUAGGUG
Messenger RNA from Cutaneotrichosporon oleaginosum, 3303 nucleotides. RefSeq lists its product as uncharacterized. The record is from RefSeq and is a predicted model, not a curated record. Gene Ontology annotation, cellular component: plasma membrane. Gene Ontology annotation, molecular function: calcium-activated cation channel activity. Lineage: Eukaryota; Fungi; Basidiomycota; Tremellomycetes; Trichosporonales; Trichosporonaceae.